AUGUCUAGCUCACCCACGAAAGAAAGUAUCAUCCCCAAGUUAGCACCGCCGAAUUCAACCCCAUUACACGAUCCACCUAGUCCCAGGACCCAUAGAGCUUUACGCAGACUUCAGUCUGCCCACACAUUAGGGAAUAGCCAGCCCUCUUUGAUCCAGCUUCAGCAUAGGCAGCACCUCCAGCACAAUCAAACGCCCGUCAGUACCCCACACCACAGUCGAGGGAGGUCGAACAGCGAUGCCUCAAACAUGACACCUCCUCCGAACCUAGGCGCAGCUAGCAGACGACCAAUGCCUGGCAGGAGACCCGCUGCCGCAGAUGCGCUCUCGCUGGACCGCCUGAUCAGAGAUGGGCCGCCAGAUGGGGAUAUUAUCACUGCCUUGGAGAGCACAAGACUGAAGAUCCUGGAUCAGGGCAUCAAGAGUGAUACGGAUGGCAUGUCAUCUCUCCGCAUAUAUGUUUGGCUCAUAUUACUCGAUGCUCCAAUCCUCGAAACCGACUCUUACCUCGCCCUCAUACACCGUGGAGCAUCCCCGGCCUACUCCAAGAUUCGAAACGAUACCUUUCGAACCUUAACAACCGAUCCACUCUACCGGAGGAGAGUUAGUGAGGCUAGUCUUAUCCGGCUUUUGAAUGCUGUAGCUUGGAAGCUACACGAUGCAAAGGAAGAACGCGCAGAGGAACUAGCAAAGAGUGACAACAAGCAUACAGUUAACAUACAAGCCAGUCCCGAGGUUCAAUCGUCAACUCCAACUCUCAAACCAAGAGCGCGCGCCUUGACCUUGACCACGGAUGGUUCCGAUGCUGGAAAAUCCGAGCCGGGAACAUACGUUCAGGGAAUGAAUGUUUUGGCAGCUCCGUUUCUAUAUGCUGCUCGAAGCGAGGCGGAAGCUUUCGUCGCAUUCUAUCGUUUUAUCACCAACGAAUGUCCAGGCUAUGUACGUGGUGCUAUGGAUGGUGUUCACAAAGGACUUGCUCUUGUAGACAAGGUUCUCGCCAUUGUCGAUCCGAAGCUCAGUCUCUAUCUCAUGAGCAAAAACAUGAGUGCAGAAGUCUAUGCCUUUCCUUCUGUUCUCACUUUGUGCGCGUGUACGCCUCCAUUGCCCCAGGUUCUUCGUCUUUGGGAUUUUCUCUUUGCAUAUGGAGCCCAUUUGAAUAUCUUGUGCAUUGUCGCACAGCUAGUUUUCCUGAGAAACUCCAUUUUGAGCUCCCCGAGUCCCACAAAGAUUCUUCGAAACUUUCCUACGCUCCAAGCUGAUACCAUCAAAGAGGUGACUCUGAGCUUGGUGAAGAAGAUCCCGGAUGAUGUCUAUGCAGAAAUUGUUUCUCAUGCCAAGUAA
This is a messenger RNA of Lachnellula hyalina, 1338 nucleotides long. RefSeq names its product Cell division control protein (gene cdc16). NCBI's taxonomy places the organism in Eukaryota, Fungi, Ascomycota, Leotiomycetes, Helotiales, Lachnaceae. Bases 1 to 1338 code for a protein of 445 amino acids. Gene Ontology annotation, biological process: activation of GTPase activity; negative regulation of septation initiation signaling. Gene Ontology annotation, cellular component: mitotic spindle pole body. The record is from RefSeq and is a predicted model, not a curated record. The transcript is spliced from 4 exons. Gene Ontology annotation, molecular function: GTPase activator activity.